AUGGAGUAUCUAUGUACCGAUAUUUACAGUGAUAAUGUUACUAAUUUUGUCGGGGUUAAUAUUAAAUUACAAGCGUUAUAUAAAUUAUUCCUGUCCAAUGAGCAUACAAACCAAAUAUAUAGUGCUUUAGCCACAGAUGGUAUUAGGUGGCAUUUUAUACCUCCCCGUUCGCCUCAUUUUAGGGGUUUAUCGGAGGCAUCUAUUAAAUCCAUUAAAACCCAUUUAUAUCGGGUGCUGGGCACAGCCCAUUUGACUUACGACGAGCUAAAUACUAUAUUGAUAAGAAUCGAGGCUGUCCUAAACUCCCGACCUUUAACUCCUUGUUCCUCUGAUCCUGCUGAUAUGACCCCACUAACACCGGCGCAUUUUUUAAUUGGCGAGCCCAUGUGCUCGUUACCCGAACCUGAUUUGUCCAAGGUACCGGACAAUCGUUUGAAACGAUUGCAGCGCGUCACUCAGUUGACCCAAUUACACUGGCAACGGUGGAAUCAGGAAUAUUUGUCCUAA
This is a messenger RNA of Sipha flava (yellow sugarcane aphid), 507 nucleotides long. RefSeq lists its product as uncharacterized. The record is from RefSeq and is a predicted model, not a curated record. NCBI's taxonomy places the organism in Eukaryota, Metazoa, Arthropoda, Insecta, Hemiptera, Aphididae. The transcript has a single exon. Gene Ontology annotation, molecular function: nucleic acid binding. Gene Ontology annotation, biological process: DNA integration. The coding region runs from base 1 to 507 and encodes 168 amino acids.